UUUGCCCAGAGGGGGCAAGAGCUAGAGAGAGAGAGAGAAAGGGCGGACCAAAAUACGAAGACGAUAAGGCGGUCCGAAAAAAGUUUUUUCAAAGCUAAAAAAGCUGAAGAGAGGCUUCCCCUUAAACCCUUUCUCUCUUCCUCAACACCCCCACAAUCUGUCAUCUGUGGCAGAUUUUGCAAGGAUAAUUCUCCCUAUCAACUGUAUUUCUCUCUAUCCAUUUGCUAUCGAUGGCAUCUCAACUAAUUAGAGAAUGGGCCGGAAUACAGAAGUUUCCUGCUGCCACUCAGUCCAAGUUGCUUGAAUUACUGGGGAAACUGAAACAGGAGAAUAUCUGUACCCUGACGAUCCUAGUAAUGGGGAAAGGUGGUGUUGGGAAAUCUUCAACAGUGAACUCAAUUAUCGGGGAAAGAGCAGUUGCUGUUAGCGCAUUUCAGUCAGAAACACCAAGACCAGUGAUGGUUUCGCGUUCUCGAGCUGGGUUUACAUUAAACAUAAUUGACACCCCAGGGCUUGUUGAAGGAGGAUACGUCAAUGACCAGGCUCUUGAUCUCAUUAAGAAGUUCCUCUUGAAUAAGACAAUUGAUGUUUUGCUAUAUGUGGAUCGUCUGGAUGCAUAUAGAGUGGAUAACUUGGACAAACAGAUUGUGAAGGCUAUUACUGAGAGUUUUGGCAAGGAAAUAUGGCGCCGAGGAAUUGUGGUUCUCAGUCAUGCUCAGCUUUCUCCUCCUGAUGGAUUGAUUUAUGACGAAUUCACGUCCCGAAGAUCAGAGGCACUUUUGAAAAUUGUCCGGAUAGGGGCUCGAAUAAGGAAACAAGAGAUUCAGGCUGCUGCAAUUCCUGUUGUUUUGGUUGAGAAUAGUGGGAGAUGCAACAAGAAUGAAAGUGACGAAAAGAUACUUCCAAGUGGAACUGCAUGGAUACCCAAUUUAGUCCAAACUAUUACAGAUGUUGUUUUAAGUGGAAGCAAGGGUAUUCUGGUUGACCAAAAAUUGAUUGAAGGUCCAAACCCCAACAAUAGGGGCAAAGUGCUAAUUCCUUUUAUAUUAGCAUUCCAAUAUUUCUUUGUUGUGAAAAGGAUCCAGAAGUGGAUCAAGUAUGAUAUUGCAAAUGAGAGCAGCCCUUCAUGGGCAUAAGCAAUUAAGGGGGCGGACCUCGUUUGUCUAGUUGGCAUUUUCUUGCCAUCAGCUUACCAGUUUAUACUUUUUGGGUAAAGUAGUAGUUGUUAGUAGCCAGAGACACAAGUGAUAUGCGGCAGUAGGAUUUCAACUUUUGUCCGCUGAGCGUGGCGUUGUGCCUUGGAGAAUAUGGUUGGAUGCUUGAUUAGCAAAUGAGUUAUGUCAUUCUUGUUCUUUGUGCAUCUGCAGAUUGCACUUCUAUUUUUCUUUCUUCGCCUAUUGCAUUAGGUGAAUGUAGAUGAAGGUUGUCCUCUCUGUAUUGUUCUUCUAUUGGAACCUUUUGCAAAUCUCUA
Molecule: messenger RNA, 1471 nt
Organism: Nicotiana attenuata
Lineage: Eukaryota; Viridiplantae; Streptophyta; Magnoliopsida; Solanales; Solanaceae
Product: translocase of chloroplast 34
Exons: 8
Coding region: 231-1136 (301 amino acids)
Biological process (GO): intracellular protein transport
Cellular component (GO): chloroplast outer membrane
Molecular function (GO): GTP binding; protein-transporting ATPase activity
Source: RefSeq, a predicted model, not a curated record